This is a messenger RNA of Tetrahymena thermophila SB210, 1734 nucleotides long. Its product is annotated as transmembrane protein, putative. The record is from RefSeq and is a predicted model, not a curated record. NCBI's taxonomy places the organism in Eukaryota, Ciliophora, Oligohymenophorea, Hymenostomatida, Tetrahymenidae. The transcript has a single exon.
AUGAGUUAAUAAUAAAAAAUAGAUAUAGAAUUAGGUAAAAACACUGAAGAUCAAUUAUAUCUUUCUAGUAAUAUGAGUAAGGAUAUAAAUAAUUUAGAGACUAGCGCAAAUUAACUUUAGAUUGGCAAUGAAACAAUUUAAAUAGAAGAAGAAUAAGAAAUUGAAAACUAAUGCUUAUCUAUGACAUAUUACUAUCUUUAUCCUUUGGUUUUGGUUUUCCAAAUUUUUGUAGCCAUUUUGAUAUUUUUGUUGAAUCUGAUUUAGAUGUUGUUAGGAUGUAAAAAGCAAUAAAUUUUAUUGGUAAUUUGGCUGAUUAUAUCGAGCACUGCUCUCAUUUAUGUAGCUGUUAAUUACUUUUUUUUGUUGGAUGAGUAGUCUCACAUUUAGUACUUUUACCAAGAGUUUUUGACUUUUUUAUUUGCAAUUAUAAUUGUUUAGCAGCAUAUUAUAUUAGUCACAGUCAAAAUAAAUAAAAAUCUUCUUCAAAAUAGCAUUUUAGACAAAUUCAACACCACUUUAAAUACUUUCUACUUUAAUGAGGAAUAAGAAAUAGAUGAUAGAUCAUUUUCACUUGAUUACAAUUUUAGAUUAUCAAAUAUUUAACUGCAAAUAGAAUAAGAUCCUUAGUAUUCAAAAACGGCUUUGUUUUUUUCUACUUUUACUUUUGAUGAAAAACCAUCUAAACUGAAUCUAAAUAUUAAGCAGUUUUACUAAAAAUUUGAUGAAUAUAUCUCUCCUAGCUUCAAAAAUUAUUUACUUUUGUCUCUUAUAAUAACAAUAAAGUUUGUUUUUAUCUAUUUAUACAUAUAGAAGAAUACUCCAGUUUUAAGUGAAAAAGAUUAUAUAGAUUUUGCUGUUGUUGCAAUUGGAUAUUACUAUGUGAUAUUUAUGAUGAAUAAAAAUCUAGGCAAUAAAGAUCUUAAAAGAAAGAUUAAAUAAAUGCGUGUCUUCAAUAAUUUAAUUUCAUUUGAAGAAAUUAAUUCUCAAAAUUUUAAUUAGAAACUUGACAUAACAUGCUUAGUCAGCAUUAAGACUUGGGAUAAUGCAAGAAGGUACAUUUUAUCAUAUAAAAAUGAUUAUUUGCUCGAGCUAGAGUUAUCAUAUAUCUGGCUUAUUUUAUCUUAUAUUUUUGAUAUAGUAGGAUGUAUAUCUUAUUAUUUUGAUAUCAAUUGGAUUAUACCAGAAAAUUCAGAUCUUCUAAAUCCUGUUCUUAUAAUUGCAAAUAGCUUCAAUUUUAUCUUUUUUACAAUAUUUCUCCUAUUUAGAAUUUACUAAGGUUCUAAGUAUAAUCAGACUUUCGAAGAACUUGAUCAAAGUGUUUCAAAAAUUUUAGAUGUCUAUACUGAUUUACAUUUGAUGCACUAAGAAUUCUUUAAGUAAAAAAAAGAGAAGGGCAAACUAGUUGAUGAUAAAUUCAGUGUUUAUGGGUUAAUUAUAAAAAGGAUUAAAUAAUUGAGCAAAUAUUACAUCAAAAAUCAAAUACCAUUCUAGAAUAAAGUUUAUUCUAUAACUUAAAAAGAGGAUUUGAGAAGAAAGAUGGUUAGUGAUUUAAGAAAAGGAUUCAAAAAAUUAAAAUAAUCUAUUUAAUAAGAUAAAGAAAGCUACACUUAUAGCUUUUUGAAUUUGUUAUAAGUAGAUAUCUAAAGCUUUUUACUUCCACUCACAGUAGCUUUAGUAACAACAUUACCAACUAUUGUUCCUAAAUUCAUUGAGUUUUAUAAAAAGAAGUAAUGA